This is a messenger RNA of Trichoplusia ni (cabbage looper), 2803 nucleotides long. It is a transcript of the gene Hsl, whose product is annotated as hormone-sensitive lipase. Lineage: Eukaryota; Metazoa; Arthropoda; Insecta; Lepidoptera; Noctuidae. Gene Ontology annotation, molecular function: sterol ester esterase activity; triacylglycerol lipase activity. The record is from RefSeq and is a predicted model, not a curated record. Gene Ontology annotation, cellular component: cytosol. Bases 176 to 2677 code for a protein of 833 amino acids. The transcript has 16 exons. Gene Ontology annotation, biological process: triglyceride catabolic process; cholesterol metabolic process.
UUCAAUAAAAAUUGACGUAAAUAAGUCGUCGCAUGUCAAAUGGUAUUCAAUACUCGAUCGUAACGGAACGUAAAUUUUAUAAGCGUAAAACUCUGUGUUGAUAAAAUCAGCCAAUGAAUGAAAUAGUAAAGUAAUUAUGGUACAAUGAUAACAAAAUUUACCCGCGAACCAUUUUAUGAGGCUUAAAUUUUUAAAACGCGGAUAUCGUAUUGCGAAAGGGGGAUUGUCGAAAAUGGCUUAUACGGAGUCGCCGGCUAAGGCUUCGCUGUGCUGUGAGGAGUUGCAGGAUGGUGCGCCGCCGACGUACGCGAUGUAUGAGGCUUUGAAAGAUUCAUGCCAAAACAACGCGACCUAUUUUCAGCCGGAUGAUAGUGAAAAUGGCCAGCGACUGUACCAGGGGUUCAUGACUCUCAUGGAUCAUGUAGAUACAGUAUGGCCAUUGGUUGAUCAUGUGAGAAAGGUCGCUCCUCAGUACGACUUCGAUGCCAAAUCCCCCGGCAACGGAUACCGCAGCUUCGUUUCAGUGGUCGAUUCGUGUGUACUACACGGGCUCAAACUCAGCAGACAAGUGAAUACCAGCAGAGAUGCGCUUUUAUUCCGGAAAGGACAUUUCGUAAAGGAGAUUGAAUCCUGCGGGCAGCUGCUUGCGUCCUUAGGGACGUGUCUUCACCACUUGCACACGUUACUGUCGUGGGCGCCGCCUGGCGAACUUUUUCCUACGGAGCCUCAUACUCCUGAAGAGUUGUUCGCACAGGCUGACACCAUCAACCAGUAUUGUUUCUAUGGAAGGUGUCUUGGAUUUCAAUUCUUACCAUCGAUGCGUGGCAUACUGAAAGGCAUAUCAAUAUGUAUGGCGGGUUUCUCCGAGGCGUACUACUGUCACGGCAACCUGAUCAGUUCUGUGUGGACUGGUGGACAGUACCUCAUCGACCCUGAGAUGAGAGCAAGGAGAAUCGUUAACAUCUCGCAGUCGGCAAGCAUCGAGUUCUGCAAGGCGUUCUGGUUUCUAGCUGAAAGUGAAAUUAUGAAGAGGGUACCAAGUUUAAUGUCAUCACCAGUCGCUGUGAACAAAAUAAUAACUAUCCCGCCGGAGCCAAUCACAGUCACGACUUUGGACGGCAAGGAGACCACAGUGCUGCCACCUACAGUGCAUAUAGGACUGCAGGGGUUAAACGUCAGGCUCAUUAGCGCAAAUAAACGGACUGGCAUGGCAGGUGAAGGCUCAUCAUCACUGCCUCCAGCUGACGGGGUCCUCUUCCACUGUCAUGGCGGCGGCUUCGUGGCCCAGAGCUCGAAGUCCCACGAGACGUACUUACGCGACUGGGCCGCUAAACUGAACGUGCCCAUACUGUCCAUCGACUACAGCUUAGCGCCACAAGCGCCCUUUCCGAGAGCGUUGGAAGAAGUGUACUAUGCCUACUGUUGGAUGUUGACGCAUUUUAAGGAGAUUGGUACUACUGGUAAACGCAUAGUAUUUGCGGGCGACUCGGCUGGCGCUAACUUAGUAGCCGCCUGUACUCUCAAGAUAUUAACAUCGGGGUUGCGAAGGCCUGAGGGCAUGUUCUUGGCGUACGCUCCUCUUAUGAUCAGCUUCGUACCUAGUCCAGCGAGGUUGCUGUGUUUAAUGGAUCCUGUUCUACCCUUUGGAUUUAUGAUGAGGUGUCUUAAAGCAUAUGCGAGCCCGAAUACGAAGUCCGAGGGCGGCGGCAAGAACAAAGAUGAUAAGCAACACGGAGGCAACAACCAGACAGUAGUGUCAAGCGCCACCACACCACUCGAUAGCAACGGUUUUCUUAAAGUCAGCCCUUCUCAAGAAGGCAUAAGCGAGGGUCCGUCAUCAUUUGAGGAGGUAUCUCCGUCAGAUUUAGCAGAACUGCAAGCACACAAGUCUGGCAGUGAGCGCAGAAAGUCUUCGGAUACCACGAUCAGUGCCACCUCGUUACAGAGUGAACACACAGCUACUGGCAUUACGCCACCAGAGGAUAAAUCUCAAAAGUACGUGUCCGACUUCCUAGAAAGGUACGUGUUGGACAGCGACACGGACUCUGAAGGGCGCAGGAUACCCAUCAUUAAACCUUCACCUAAGGCUUACGAAGAAUCUCAUAGGGAGGCAGAAUCUGAAAACUCAAGCACACUAGUAGGUGAACCACCUUUAGUGGAUGAUAACGACUUUACUAAAGACAAUAAGAAGAGGAUAAAAACAAGGAUAAGUGAAGCUGCAACGGGUUUUAUGGGCGCCAUGUCGUCUCGGCUCGCGUACAUCACAGGGUCUAACGCUAUCUCUAGGCCGACACAAGACGACUUAGCAGCGCGCACGAAUCUCGACGCGUUGAUAGCUCGCAGUCCGUCCGAUGAGUUUAUAUUCUCAGUGCCGAGGGAUCCCUUCCUGUCGCCGUACUGGGCCGAAGAUCAUCUGCUCAAGAAGUUCCCGCCUGUCAGAAUACUGACUGUUCACCUGGAUCCUUGUCUGGAUGAUUGCGUGAUGUUUGCCAAAAAGUUGAAGAAACUAGGCAACAGUGUAGGCAUCGAAGUAUUAGAGGGAUUGCCGCACGGAUUUCUUAAUUUCUCACUUAUGGCCAAAGAAGCAAACGAGGGUUCGAAGUUAUGCAUUGAACGCAUCAAACAGCUGCUAGACCUCGAGAACAACCCUGGUUCGAGAGAGAAUAACCAGUUAUGAAUGUGUGGCCUCUGCUGCCGUUCGUAGGGCUUGAAUAUGUGCCUGAGCCUGACAAACGUGACCACAGCAUGUUACUAUGCCCACAAUGUACGCGAGAAUUACAUUUUCUCAAGCAACUAUACCAAA